This is a messenger RNA of Aspergillus costaricaensis CBS 115574, 1632 nucleotides long. Its product is annotated as C1 family peptidase. NCBI's taxonomy places the organism in Eukaryota, Fungi, Ascomycota, Eurotiomycetes, Eurotiales, Aspergillaceae. Gene Ontology annotation, cellular component: cytoplasm. Gene Ontology annotation, biological process: proteolysis; response to toxic substance; L-homocysteine catabolic process. The coding region runs from base 96 to 1604 and encodes 502 amino acids. The record is from RefSeq and is a predicted model, not a curated record. Gene Ontology annotation, molecular function: cysteine-type aminopeptidase activity. The transcript is spliced from 4 exons.
GUUUCCUUAUCGGUCAUCUUCCCUCGUUUCCCCCCAAAGGCACCCAUAUAUCUUCAUUUCUGUUUCGGUUCUACUAGACAUCGUAUCCAGUCACCAUGGGUGCCAGUUAUUCCAAGCCAGAGCCCAUUAGCCAUAGCGAGGAAAAGCGCUCGCACCGCGAGUGGGUUGAAGAUGCCGAUACUUGCUCUCUGCCACUCUACACAAAGGAGUCAACCCAGCCUCCACCACCAUACCAUGUGCGCGAACGCACUUUCACUCUCUCCCUCCAGCACGUCCAAGACUGGAACGAGACCUUACUGGGCAAUGCCAAGAACCGUCUUGCCAUAUCUAGUCUCGCCAGCCAACCCUACACAGAAGUGCUAGCCAACCGCCCCGCUCUCCAAUCUGACCUCCACAUCUUCAACAUCAAAGUUCCCAUCGAAGGCUCCCCGAUCACGAACCAGCGAUCCUCCGGCCGAUGCUGGCUCUUCGCAUCGACUAACGUAUACCGAGUGCCGUUGAUGAAGGUGUAUAACCUGAAGGACUUUGAGCUGAGCCAAGCAUACCUGUUUUACUGGGACAAGCUGGAGAAGGCGAACUGGUUCUUUGAGCAGAUUAUUACCACUGCUGACGAGGACCUUUCUGGUCGUCUGGUCCAGAAACUCCUCGAAGACCCCGUCAGUGAUGGCGGCCAGUGGGACAUGGUCGUCAACUUGAUUGAGAAGUAUGGUCUCGUCCCGCAUGAUCUGUAUCCGGAUGCAUACCAUGCGCAGAAUAGCUCCAAGAUGAAUUGGUUGGUCACGGCUAAGUUGCGUGAGCAGGCGCUUGUGUUGAGACGCCUGGUGCGUAGUGGUGAUGCUGCCGGCUUGGCGGAUGCUAAGGAGCGGUUCUUGAAGGAGAUCCACUCGAUGGUUACUCUUCUGCUGGGACCCCCUCCUAGUCCUGAUGAGACGUUUGUGUGGCAGUAUUAUGAUGCUGAGGGGAAGUCUAAAGAAAUUAGACUCACCCCACGGGAGUUUGCUCGUCAGGCCACGAGCCUGGGAGCUGUGAGGAAGGGCAGCGUCGCUCCUGCGCGCCUGUUCAGCUUGGUCAAUGAUCCGCGCAAUGAGUAUAACAGACUGUUGACAGUGGAGAGGCUAGGAAAUGUGCUGGAAGGACGACCACUCACGUAUGCCAAUGUGGAGAUGAAGAUCCUCAAGAAAGCGGUCAUCUCAAUGCUCAAAGCCGGUCAUCCGGUGUUCUUCGGUUGUGACGUAGGUAAAUUCAGCAAUAGUACGCUGGGAAUCAUGGAUCUUGACAUCAUGGACCUCACCCUGGGAUUCAAUAUCUCCUUGGGAAUGAGCAAAGCCCAGAGGCUGGUGAGCGGAGAAUCAGCAAUGACCCAUGCCAUGGUCAUCACAGGUGUGCAUAUCGAAGAUGGAAAGCCGGUGCGCUGGCGUGUCGAGAAUUCGUGGGGCGAAGCUGCUGGUGAUAAGGGCUGGUUUGUAAUGACAGAUCGCUGGAUGGAUGAAUAUACACUUCAGGCCGUGGUGGACUCGGACUUUGUUUCGAGUGAAGUGCGCGCAAUUUUAGACCAGAGUCCGAAGGUCUUGCCCAGGUGGGACCCGAUGGGCGUGUUGGCUUGAACUCGCUAUUUCUAGUAUUAAGUCCGGC